AGACGCGUGCUAGAUAGUAACAUUUGCGCAGAACAAAAAAAAAAGUUAAAAAUUUAAAUAAAAAAUGAAAAAAAUUGUCAAUCGAAGUUACGAAACAACGAUCGAACUCGCCAACACGCUCCAACAGCCAGCGGCGGCAUCUCGAAUUCAGCGCAUACGUCAGUACUUCAUUUCGCAAGAAGUUUUCGCCACACUUCAGCCACUCUUCCUGUUCACCUACAUCUAUGGUCUGACACCGUUUCGUAUUGUAAAGCGUCGCAACGGUACUAGCGAGAUACGCGCAUCCUGCUUCGGCUUUUGCAACACGGCCGCCUAUGUGACACUUUAUGGCAUUUGCUUUUUGAAUUCGCUGUUGUAUGCCGAAUCUGUUGUGGGUUACUUCUUACGCACGAACAUCUCCAUUGUGGGUGACACACUGCAGAUAUGUAACGGUAUUGUCACCGGUAUUGUCAUUUAUACGACGGCGUUGACCCAGCGUUGUAAGAUGCGUCGCAUAAUUGAGGUGUUGAACGAGUUGGAUUUGAAUUUUGCAAAUAUUGGUGUGCGUGUGAAGUACUCGCGUAUUUACCGUUAUGCAUUAGUACUGAUCGUUGCAAAAAUACUGAUUAUUGCGAUCUAUUGUGCCGGUGUUUAUUUGCUUUUACGUUCGGCGCAUGUAAAUCCGUCGAUAUGUGUGUGCAUCGCAUUCGUUUUGCAACAUUCGGUGUUGUUCUUGGCAAUUUGCCUCUUCUGUUUUAUAGCGCGUGGCUUUGAGCGACGUCUGGUCAUACUCAAUAAGGUUUUAAAGAAUCUCGCACAUCAAUGGGACAAUAGCAUUGUCAAACCUAUGCCCAAGCAACGCUCACUACAAUGUCUGGACUCUUUCUCCAUGUACACCAUUGUCACAAAUAAUCCCUGCGAGAUUAUACAGGAAUCUAUGGAAAUACAUCACAUGAUUUGCGAUGCCGCAUCAACAGCAAAUAAAUAUUUUACUUAUCAACUACUAACAAUCAUUUCGAUUGCAUUUCUGAUCAUCGUUUUUGAUGCCUAUUAUGUGCUCGAGACAUUGUUAGGCAAAUCAGCGCACGAAAGCAAAUUCAAGACUGUGGAAUUUGUGACUUUCUUUUCAUGUCAAAUGAUUUUGUAUCUCAUUGCGAUCAUAUCCAUUGUGGAGGGCAGUAAUCGGGCUAUCCAAAAGAGCGAAAAAACCGGUGGCAUUGUGCACUCACUACUCAAUAAGGCAAAAAAUGCUGAAUUAAAGGAAAAACUACAGCAGUUUUCUUUACAAUUGUUACAUUUGAAAAUACACUUCACCGCCGCUGGACUCUUCAACAUCGAUCGUACACUUUAUUUUACGAUAAGUGGCGCACUCACCACCUACCUAAUUAUACUUCUACAAUUCACGAAUUCUAACGCACCCGAACAACCGUUCACGCCGAUAGAAGAGAACAGCUCAACGCCACUAAGGAAUCUAGUUUCAAAUUUGACAGCUGGUGGAUAAUGCAGACGUUUUAUUGAUAUUUAAAGCAUUUUUCAAAUACUCAUAGCAAUGUAUUGUAAAAUUUUACUAGAUAUAUAUAUGUGUGUAUGUAUGUUAUUUAUUUAUAUCUUGUGUAUUUAAUGCCUGAGAUUUGUGUAACACGAUUUUAUAAGUAUGUAUGAAUUUUAUGAAAAUAUAUUCAGAAACUUAGGUAGGUAUACGAACGAUUGAGAUGCAAAAAAUUGCAAGCGAACUGAUGAGUUAUAUAUUUUUAUGCAAGCAUUUACCAUAGAUACUUUGUUAUAUCUCAGUGCAGAUUUUAAUUGUUUAACAUGUAUGUAUGUUAAGCAUAAAUUAAUUGUUUUAUAUGUAAUGAAUUUAUAGUGCAUUUGUAUUGAAACAUUUUUACGAAACAAAAACAUUUGUGAACAUAUAUGUAUGUAUGUAGGUUUGAUUGCAAGUACACUUCAUGUCAUAAUAAUUAAUAAAGAAGCUAAAACAUUGCAUUUUAUCAGAA
Bactrocera oleae (olive fruit fly) is the source of this 1976-nucleotide messenger RNA. The record is from RefSeq and is a predicted model, not a curated record. Lineage: Eukaryota; Metazoa; Arthropoda; Insecta; Diptera; Tephritidae.